AUGAUUCAACGACUCCCACGAUUCCCAACUACACAACUCCUUGACCUCGACGUUGUCGACGAAACACAAACCCGACGAUGGCUCAUACAUCGCCACAGCCGACCCCAUGAAAUCUUGAUGAAAUCCCUCCUUGAAAAUGGCAAAGUGUCGUCCAUCGUGCCACCCUCCGACUGGUCUCUGUAG
This is a messenger RNA of Laccaria bicolor S238N-H82, 183 nucleotides long. RefSeq lists its product as uncharacterized. The record is from RefSeq and is a predicted model, not a curated record. Lineage: Eukaryota; Fungi; Basidiomycota; Agaricomycetes; Agaricales; Hydnangiaceae. The transcript has a single exon. The coding region runs from base 1 to 183 and encodes 60 amino acids.